AUGGCAAUAUCCACUACCCGUUUCAUGUUUUUUGCAAUGCUCAUUUGUUCAUUCGCCGCCAUCUUCGGUAACAAGAUGGUCUCGGGCCAGUGUUCGGGUGACAUGCAAGGACUCAUGGAGCAAUGUGCAAAGUAUGUACAAAAACCGGGUCCGAUGAUUCAACCAUCAAGUGCUUGUUGUAGUGUUGUCAGGAAUGUUGACUUGGCUUGUGUUUGUGGUCAUAUCACAACCGAGGUCGAAGGUAUUAUCAGCAUGGAGAAGGCAGCUUUCAUUGCUCAAGCAUGUGGUAAACCGCUUGCUCGUGGAACUCGAUGUGGAAGCUAUGUUGUACACGGAAACUAA
Erigeron canadensis is the source of this 342-nucleotide messenger RNA. RefSeq names its product putative lipid-transfer protein DIR1. NCBI's taxonomy places the organism in Eukaryota, Viridiplantae, Streptophyta, Magnoliopsida, Asterales, Asteraceae. The coding region runs from base 1 to 342 and encodes 113 amino acids. The transcript has 2 exons. The record is from RefSeq and is a predicted model, not a curated record.